UUCUUGAAGCCAACAGCUGAUGCUAAAAUCAUCCAACCGUAAACAACUGAAAGUUGAAACAUAACUUCCAUUUCCCGCCAAUGCCAAAUCUGCAAAACCAACUACAAAAAACACAAUUUCCUUUAUUUUCACUGCCCAAAAUUGCUUCUCACACUCACUUCAAUUGGUUCCUCUAUCGAUUCCUCUCCUCCGCCAUAUCCACUGUCACAUGCUUCAAGAGUUGCAAGCGUUUCUCCUUUGAAUUGCUUACCGUCAAGACCACAAAUCCAUGUAUUCCCUUAUCAAGACUUUUGCAGGAAAUCGUCGAUUCUUGCAAUCCGUUUUCCUCUUCAAGAAGCUUCUCCUUUCACCUUCGUGGCUGAAACCAGACAUACUCAUCUUCCCUCCGCUCAUCAAGUCAUGUGCUUAUCUCCCUCAUCCAAAUUUUGGGUUUCUAAUUCAUGGGUAUUUAAUGAAGUGCGGAUUCGGGAAUUGGGUGGGUGUCGGAAAUAGUUUAAUCCGCAUGUAUAUGAAGUUUGGGCAUGUUUGGGAUGCUUACGGUGUGUUUGAAGAAAUGCCCAUUAGAGAUGAAGAUUUGUUUAAUUCUUUAGUUUCCGGUUUUGGGUCAAAUGGGUUUUAUGAUGAGGUGUUGGUUCUCUUUGAACAGAUGCUAGAUGUGGGUUUGUUACCUUCUUUGGAUUCUGCAUUUUAUGUAAUUAUGGCUUGUGGUGAAUUGGGAAACCUGAAAAAGGGAACGUUGGUUCAUGAGUUUCUAAUUGAAAAUGGGUUUGAUAGGAAUGUAUCAAUUUUGAAUUCCUUGAUUUCAAUGUAUAUUAAGAUUGGAAAGAUAGAUUUUGGGAGACGCGUUUUCUGUGACAUGCCGAAAAGAGAUAUAGUGUCUUGGAAUUCGUUGAUUACAGCAUAUGCACGGAAUGGUAAUUGGGCUGAAGCAUUCAACCUUUUCUUAUCCAUGAAAAGUGCUGAAGAUUUGUUUCCAAACCGAAUUACAUUUUUAGGUUUAUUGUUGGCUUGUGGACAAAUUGGGAACCUUGAUCUAGGAAAAAGUAUUCAUGGGCACUUGAUUUGCACAGGAUUAAUUUCUGACCUCCGUCUUGGAACAGCUAUGGUCAAUAUGUAUGCGAAGUGUGAUAGAGUUGAGUGUGCUCAGACCAUAUUUGAAGAGGAAUUAUUUGACAGGAGUUUGGUUUCAUGGAACUCAUUGAUUGCAGGUUAUUCACACAAUGGUUAUGAUCAGAAGGCAACAUUACUCUAUGAAAGAAUGAUUUCAGAGUCAAAUCUGAAACCUGAUGCAGUCACAUUUGCCAAUGUGGUUCCUGCUUAUGCAAGCUUAGCAGAUAUAAGAAGAAUCCAAUCAAUCCACUCAUUCAUUGUAAAGAAAGGCCUUGACAUGGAUGGAGAUGUUGUUCUAGGAACAGCAAUGGUGGAUGCAUAUGGGAAGUGUCUAGAUAUGAAGGCAGCCAAAUCCUUGUUCUCUGGCAUUAAAAAACCAAACACUGCUACAUGGAAUGCAAUGAUUGCAGGGAAUAAUCUGAAUCACCAUGCUGACAAAAGCAUGCUCCUGUUCCUUGAAAUGCUUCAAAGCAAGGUGUUUCCAGAUGCAAUCACAAUGGUCAUGUUAUUUCAAUCCUGUGGUGAAAUCGGAUCACUGAAGGAAGGGACUAUGGUCCAUUGCUAUUGCCUUUCUAAAGGUUUUUCUCCGCACCUUACUGUGGGAAACGCAAUAAUAGACAUGUAUAUGAGAUUUGGUUGUGUGAAAAGUUCACAACUCCUUUUCAAUGAAAUGUCUCUCAAGAAUGUUGUCACAUGGAACACAAUGCUUUUUGGGUAUGUCAAAAUUGGUGACUCUGCCAUGGCCAUGAGAGUUUUCUGCCAGAUGCAGUCAGAAAAUCAGUACAAACCAGAUUCAGUCACAAUGAUCUCAUUCAUUCAGGCCUCUGCAGCUAUUUUGACCAGUUGUGGUGCUGAAAUUGCCCAUGGUUUCAUAUCUAAGCUAGGACUUGACUCUGAAACACUGGUCAUGAAUUCUCUAAUUGAUGCAUAUGCAAAAACUGGUUUUAUAGAAAAGGCAAGAAGCUUGUUUAUGCAGAUGGGUAAUUUGAGGGACCAAAGCUCCUGGAAUAUAAUGAUUGCUGGAUGUGGAAUGAAUGGUCAAGGGAGAGAAGCAUGUGAGCUUGUGUCUCAUAUGGAAGAAGAUGGCUACAGGCCUAAUUCCAUCACAUUUACUUCUUUACUCUCAUCUUGUAGUCAUUCUGGCUUGAUUGAAGAAGGUUGCUGGUACUUUGAUAUGAUGAUGAGAAAGUACAAAAUCGAGCCGGGUUUGGAGCAUUGGACUUGUAUUAUUGACAUGCAUGCACGAGCAGGGAGGUUGGAAGAAGCAUAUCAAUUAAUAGAAAAUGGGCUCCAUCAGAAUUCUGAUGGUGAUGCUUUAUGGGAUUGUGAUGCUGUUUGGGGAGCUCUUCUGAGUGCAUGUAGGAUGAACAUGAACAUGGAGCUUGGUUUGCUUGCUGGAGAAAAACUACUAAAAUUAGCACCUGAUAAUUGUGGUUAUCGGACGUUGCUAUCAAAUUUAUAUGCCUCAGGCAAGAGAUGGGAUGAAAAAGCAAAGUUGAGGAGAGAGUUUGAAGACCGGAGGCUGAUGAAGAAACCAGGUCUCAGUGUGGUAGAAAUGUGAUGGAUUGAUAGCACAUACAAGUGGACAGAUAGAAAUCAUGCUGUUUCAGGUAGACAAAAUAUGGAAAAAAAUAUGCAGAGAACUACAUGGUUUCACCAUGCUUUCUCAGUCUAAAGUAAUGGGUGCAGUGAUCCCUGCGGACAGUUAACUGAAUAUAAUCCUCAGCAUUGGAAAAGCAUGAAGCACAGUGCACCUCUGGAGAAUUGAAGAUGGCUGUUAAGUGGGUCUGGUAUGAGAUUGUCUCCACUAGUGAUGUUGUCAGGAUGGAACCUAUUGAAUUGAAUUAUAGGACACGACAUCAUGCAUGUGUACAACAAAGCUGAUUUAACUCUCAACCAUGCUAUGAUUUUGAUUUCAUCCUUCCACAGUAGUUGGUUGCUGCCAAACUAUAUUGAGCUCAUGCAUGCUCAAAGUUGGUUUGAGACUCUGAAGCAGACCAGUUACUCCUACUGCCACAAUUAACAGUGAUUGGAUCUGGCAGUGCGCCUUGAUGCAAGAGAGUUAAUUUCAAGAUCAUAACUAAGUAUGCAUUCAGAUAUACCCCUUAUUUUCUGCUUCUGAAAACAGAAAAUUUUAUAUGAAACACGAGAAUUCAAGCUUAUAUGUGUUGAAAAGGGUCAACAAAGAUCAUAAUCCUGGGGUUUUAUGUUAAGAAUUUUGUGGAUAAUAUCCCUAUGUUAAUCAAUUGGUGUUGGUCUUCCUGUUUGAACCAACAAAUUUUGUA
Vitis riparia (riverbank grape) is the source of this 3395-nucleotide messenger RNA. RefSeq names its product pentatricopeptide repeat-containing protein At2g13600-like. The transcript is spliced from 3 exons. Bases 269 to 2671 code for a protein of 800 amino acids. Gene Ontology annotation, molecular function: RNA binding; protein binding. Gene Ontology annotation, biological process: RNA modification. NCBI's taxonomy places the organism in Eukaryota, Viridiplantae, Streptophyta, Magnoliopsida, Vitales, Vitaceae. The record is from RefSeq and is a predicted model, not a curated record.